Molecule: messenger RNA, 4002 nt
Organism: Umbelopsis ramanniana AG
Lineage: Eukaryota; Fungi; Mucoromycota; Umbelopsidomycetes; Umbelopsidales; Umbelopsidaceae
Exons: 4
Coding region: 259-3723 (1154 amino acids)
Biological process (GO): protein phosphorylation
Molecular function (GO): ATP binding; protein binding; protein kinase activity
Source: RefSeq, a predicted model, not a curated record
UAAAAAGUUGCCUGAUCGUGUGUACGUCCAAGCCAACACUGUCAUUAAAGACGAUGACACGGUUGAAUUGUUGGAAUACGACGCUUCUCCAGCUGGCAUGAUUCAAAGCGUUAUUGAGAGAAAACUAUGAAGAAAGAAUGUUGUUAAUAAAAACGGAUGAGUCUCCCCCCAGAGAAAGGUUACACUGAACUUGUCUAUAUUUAUUGCUAGAGUAUUUUCUUCCAACUGCUCCGUUUUUAUUUUCUUUUGCUUGGAUGCAUGGCUCAGCAAUCACUGCCCUACAAUCAGCAAUUGGGUUUACCGAACUCUAAUGUGCCUUGGCGAGCAGGCCAUGCAGCAGUGUUCCAACCACCCUAUGUGAUCGUGUACGGUGGUGUCAAAGAUCCAACCGCCAAUAAUUCUGGCACCUUGACAGGAUCAGACGACGUUUGGGCAUGGAAUGUCAAUGGUUCAUGGUAUAACCCGCAACCCAUUGUACAGACUACCUCAGGUACUUUGCUACCUCAGGUAUUAUUUCAAGCCCUCAAUUUACCCAGCCAAGGUCAAAUGCUGGCUAUCGUUAGCAACACCACAGGAGGAUCAACCAUUGGUACACUUCAAGUCUUGGACACUACGUCUUGGUCAUGGAGUUUUCCACCACCCCUGCAACCGCCUACACGAACCCAAGGCUUCUCUGCCAUCAUCGUUAAUAACACCGUUUAUUCCUAUGGAGGCUCUUCCGUCGACGUGAAUGGUCUCAUCCAAUCUAACUCGGUUCAAAAUACCUUAUCAUCAAUGGACGCCAACUCCUUUUCAUGGAGUAAUGCGCCUAAUGGUCCCGCCUUAACUGAACACGCGUCAUGUUAUCUUCCCAAGUGUAACUGUAUGAUUACUUUUGGCGGCUCGUCUACUGGAGUUGCCAAUGAAGUACUAAGCGAUGUUAAUAUUUACAACCUGGGAUCGAGUACGUGGAAUCUAAACUACGCCGUGGGCUCGGUUGGCGGAGCGUCUCCCGGCCCAAGACGACUGCACACCGCCACAUGUCUGACCGAUAAAGCGAUUAUCUAUGGUGGUGGUACGAACCAACCGGUCGAUAACGAUGUUUGGAUCUUGGAUGCCAGUGCCUGGCCGACUUUAACUUGGCUACGGCAAGAUACAAACAAGGCGAAUGGCCCCAGUAUGCGAAUGGGUCACUCCGCCGUUUAUGACAGCUCCUCCAAAAAUAUCUAUUUCUACGGAGGGUGGGGUCCUAGUGCUACCAACGAUAAUAAUAUGUAUGUGUUAAACAGCAAUAACUGGACCUGGUCAUCCGUACCCAGUACUGGUUAUCCUACGGCGACCACGUCGUCCAAUAGCCCUCCCUCAGCUUCAUCAACGAAUAACACGCCACCUACAACUGGUCAUAGUUCCCUCAACACUACUCCCAUCAUUGCUGGUUCUGUUGUGGGUGGUGUUGUUGCCAUUGCCGCCAUUAUCCUUGGCAUCGUCCUUUAUCGCCGACAUCAAAAUAAUAAGUAUAUCGUAACAGACAAGGAAGUGUUUGUCCGCGAAGGCUUUCCUCCAGAUUCCUUUAAGGAUGGGAGUAGCAAAAAUCUGACGGAACACGGAAACAGCUCUUUCGGAAUGACGGAACCCACCAACCAAAAUGUAGUCAAUACUAGCAAUCGACACUCAACUGCCUGGACGCUUAGUACCAUGAACGAUUCCGUUGGUCGAAUGGGUACUAUGUCUGAACUUGGCGAUCGAAAUUCUCGCUUCUUAUCCGGCGUGCUGGAGAUGAUGCCACCUAUAGCCCACAAUGAUUCAGAAGGUUUAAGCCGGGAUUCGAAUGACUCUGGACGAAGGAGCCCGUUCGAUCGAAACUCUCAUCCCAGCAACGGAUUUUUGCAAUUUCAGGGACCUGGUCAAACUCCCAAUGAAUUCGAUAGUUAUGAGCGACAAAAGCCCAACGAAUAUUCUAGAGCCAUUACAUCACCACAUGCCAAUCACAGUGUUAACAUUGAUCACCGCUUGAGCCAACCUAUUAGCUAUCAUGAAGGCGCUCCUCUCAGCAGCAGUAUGGAAGUAUUCCGCAGCAGUAUGAAUACCACCAGUGAUAUGGUUGCUCCUGUGAUGAUUACACAUGCCAUUGCAAAGCAGACGGAUAAUACCAUCCCACCUGCGGCCAACUCACAAAAUGUGGACGACGAUGAGGCAUGGACCUUUGCUGAUUCUUUAUCGUUCAAUGGUGAUGGACCUCCACCUAUUCGAUACAUACCUCCUUCUGGAUCCAGUCGACACUUCAGCGUAGCCACUACGUCGUCAUCUCCCAGUGCUGCCUUGUAUGCAUCCAAACAUUUGAGUCGAAGCACAAUACCACUGACCCAUCAUCAGCACUCCAGCGUUCCUGUUGCCCGACCUGCCACGCCGCCCAGUGCUUCAUUGCCCAAUCUAUCCACCUCCAGUGUGCCAAGCACGGGUGGUAGUGAUAUUUACCGCGCUGUCAGUCCCCUGGAUAUGCUAGCAACUUUAGGAAAUAUGCCAGAUACCAGCGAAGUGGUCAUUGAAUCCCCCCGCGAUAGCGUGGCACCAGAAAGUAGUCGCCAAUCAAGUUCAGAUGUACUCUCGACUCCGGAAAGCGAAAUUCGGACGCCUUCCGAAGCUACAUCCGGAUUUAUCGCAAGUCUUCCUGGAAGGUAUACCGCGGACCUUGAACGAUCGACAAUUGAAGGUCCCUCCAAUAGCGUUAUCUUUGUUCAAACUACGGAUAAUCAUACACCAAGAACCAUCAAAUGGUUUGGUAGACGAGAAGCUUGGGAGCGGGAAUGUCGCACUUUGAUGAAGCUUCGCUCACCUUAUGUGGUCGAGCUGGUAGAAGUCCUGACCAUUCAAAACCAGAAGAACAAGACUCAGCCGUCGGAGGAAGAAAAUGUUCAAUACGCGACGGUGAUGGAAUGUCUGGAUGAAACCCUUGGGUCUAUUAUCCGUCAUGCUCGACGCAACAAAAGACGAGCCCCAGGUUUGCAUGCCAUCAUCAAGGAAAUUACAGAAAGUCUUGGAUGGUGCCACUCACGAGGUAUUGCAUUCUGUGACCUCAAACCAAGUAAUGUAAUGCACAAUCGUCGUAAUGGGCACUGGAAACUCAUCGACUUUGAAGCAAGUCGUACCAUUGGAGAAGAACUGGUUGGUGUAAUUACUCCUCGAUACUGUCCACCCGAGGUGGCUCGUGCAACAACUUAUGGUCUCGAAGGAGCCAACGGUGUUGUGGCGGCUGCAAGCAUCGAUAUGUGGGCUUUGGGAUGUGUGGUUUAUGAACUGGAGACCAACAGUCCUCUGUUCCCUAAUAAUAUUACGGAUUCUACCAUUCUACACUUCAUUUCACAUCCCUCUAGCACGACACCAGCCCUCAAUAACGGACUGCGAUGGAACGAUGAGUGCGAGCUGGAAAUUCCUGGAUUGGAUAGUCUCAUACAAGACAGUCAUUCGCGCACUUUAAUUCGCACCCUUCUUAGCCGAGAUCCAGCAAAGCGAAGCGAUGUUGCUUCUGUUCUGGUAAGUACACAGGCUUUUUUUUGCAAAGUUGACUUUCGAAUGGCAAUAUGUUUUGACAGUACCUACAUUUUAGCGAUCAACUUACCUGAGACAAGCUCAACAAUUGCCUCAACGAACUCCCAGUCAACGCGGUCAGCGCCAUACCGUGGAUGUUGUAAACAAUGUUCUGCCUCAAACUGCAGACAUUGUCACAAAGGACUCCCUUCCGACUGAAGGACCAUGAUAUCACUGACUUUUUCUAUACACACAUUCAUUUGUUUCCUUCUACAUGUUUUUGUUUGGGCUCUAUCAUUUUACAACUGCACACACAGUCCCUUUCUCUUCUCAUCACCUUGUUAUUUGUAUCAAAUUCUGCUAUUUUUCCAACAUGGAAGUACAUAGACAAAGACAAUCUGUAGUUUUAGCAAUCAUUUACUUCAACAUUCAUUUACUUCAAGAAAAAAAAAACCACUAACAUUUAUAUCACAUUCCCCAAUUUAUCUGGGCGGCGUA